UUCCUCCAGUGGCAUCUGCUUCCGUUGCAUCUCCAGUUUCUCUGAUGGUGGAGGGUGCAGUGGGUAGAACUUGGGUGGAACUUGAGACCCAAAACGGAGUGAGAGGAAGCCAGAGGAGACUUAGGGAACCUGAAGGAGUCCUUCCAGCAUGGGGGCCACGCUUUCCUUCUGCCACUUGAGUCCCAGCGCCCCUCCCAGGGCUCCUGACAACCCCUCCAAGCCCCUGCCAUCUUUUUUUUCCUUCCCUUUGUUUCCUGACCUUCCUUCUCGAUCUUCCUCUGCUCAGAAAACACAGCCAUUUUCAUGUGUAAAUGUUGUAAUCUUUUCUCGCCAAACCAGUCGGAGCUGCUCUCCCACGUCUCUGAGAAGCACAGGGAUGCAGGAGUUACUGUGGAUGACAUCAUCAUUCCCCUGCGGCCUCUGAGCAUUCCUGAAGCCCCCAAUCCCAGUGGGACAGGAGACGAGUUUUCUGUCAUGAAGAGGAAGCGAGGCAGACCUAAGGGGUCCACAAAAAAGUCCAGUGCAGAAGAGGAUCUGGCAGAAAACACCACAAGUCCAAACGGGGAUGGCCAGCUGGCCCCAGAGGAAGGGAGCAGCCUGACACCCAGCAGCCUGGAGUGCAGCAAGUGCUGUCGGAAGUUCUCCAACACACGCCAGCUGCGGAAGCACAUCUGUAUCAUCGUGCUGAAUCUGGGCGAGGAGGAAGGAGAGCCAGGUAAUGAGUCAGACCUUGAAGUAGAAAAGAAGUAUAAGGAAGAUGAUCGAGAAAAGGCUCCCAAAAGACCUCGGUCCCAGAAAACAGAGAAAGUUCAGAAAAUCUCAGGAAAAGAGGCGCAGCAGCUCUCUGGAGUGAAGAAACCCAUCAUCAGUGUUGUUUUAACUGCUCAUGAAGCCAUUCCAGGUGCUACCAAGAUUAUCCCAGUGGAGGCUGGGCCUCCAGAAGUAGGAGCAGCAAAUCCUGAGUCUGCUGCCCCUGACCUGGUGCUGCGGAGGGGGUACCAGGAGUAUGCCAUCCAACAGACCCCGUAUGAGCAGCCGAUGAAGUCAAGCAGGCUAGGUCCUACCCAACUGAAAAUCUUCACUUGUGAAUACUGCAACAAGGUCUUCAAGUUCAAGCACUCGCUGCAGGCCCACCUGCGGAUCCACACCAACGAGAAGCCAUACAAGUGCCCUCAGUGCAGCUAUGCCAGCGCCAUCAAGGCUAACCUCAACGUGCACCUACGCAAGCACACUGGUGAGAAGUUCUCCUGUGACUACUGCUCUUUCACCUGCCUCAGCAAAGGCCAUCUCAAGGUGCACAUUGAGCGGGUGCACAAGAAGAUCAAGCAGCACUGCCGAUUUUGCAAGAAGAAGUACUCCGAUGUCAAGAACCUCAUCAAGCACAUCCGGGACACGCACGACCCACAGGACAAGAAGGUCAAGGAGGCCCUGGAUGAGCUCCGCCUAAUGACGAGGGAAGGCAAGCGGCAGCUGCUCUAUGACUGCCACAUCUGCGAGCGCAAGUUUAAGAAUGAGCUGGACCGGGACCGCCACAUGCUGGUCCAUGGCGACAAGUGGCCCUAUGCUUGUGAGCUCUGUGGCCACGGGGCCACCAAAUACCAGGCCCUGGAGUUGCACGUCAGGAAGCACCCCUUUGUGUAUGUCUGUGCCAUUUGCCUCAAGAAGUUUGUCAGCUCCAUCAGGCUGCGCUCCCACAUCAAAGAGGUGCACGGGGCAGCCCAGGAGGCCCUGGUCUUCACCAGUUCCAUCAACCAGAGCUUCUGCCUCCUGGAGCCGGGAGGGGACAUCCAGCAAGAAGCCCUGGGGGGCCAGCUGCAGCUAGUGGAAGAGGAGUUUGUGUGCCAGGGGGUAGAUGCUCUGAAAGAGGGGGCUGGUCCCAAGGGUGCUCCUUGUGAGGCGGAGCGGAAGGAUCUGGAAGUCCCUGUGAAAAUGCCUGCCCCAGAAGUGCCCUUGGCCAGCCCUCAGGCUGAAAGUGAUGCCCUGCCACCCUGCGAGCUGGAAACCACUGUGGUCUCUGCAGACCUGCAUUCUCUUGCAGUGGUUUCUGAUGAUUUCUUGCUGAAAAAUGAUACCUCCUCCACUGAGGCUCAUGCUGCUGCUGAGAAGACCUUGGGCACCCAGCAUGGAGGCUCAGCCCAGACUCAGGGUGAAGAAAUCAUUCUACUCCUAUCCAAGACCAAAAGUGCUGGGCCCAGCCCAGAGACCCAGAGUGCCGAGAGCCCUCCAGGAGAAGGCCAGGAAAUGACUGUCCUCUCAACCAGUAACCCCAACCCCAGCACAUGUCUCAGGCCAAACCCUGUUGAGGCCGUGGACCUCCUUCCUCCAGUGGCCAGUGUUGGGGACACCGAUGUGCUCCAGCCUGACUCUUGUAAACCUGCCUCUGAGCAUCAGCCUGGCAGCACUGCAUUCAUGAAGGUACUGGACAGUUUGCAGAAGAAGCAAAUGAACACUGGCCUGUGCGAGAGGAUCCGCAAGGUUUAUGGAGACCUGGAGUGUGAAUACUGUGGCAAACUUUUUUGGUACCAAGUGCACUUUGACAUGCAUGUCCGCACCCACACCCGGGAACACCUGUACUAUUGCUCCCAGUGUCAUUAUUCUUCCAUCACCAAAAACUGCCUUAAACGCCAUGUAAUUCAGAAACACAGUAACAUCUUGCUGAAGUGCCCCACUGACGGCUGUGACUACUCGACUCCAGAUAAAUAUAAGCUACAGGCACAUCUUAAAGUUCACACAGAGCUGGACAAAAGGAGCUAUUCUUGUCCUGUGUGUGAAAAGUCUUUUUCAGAAGAUCGACUGAUAAAGUCACAUAUCAAGACCAACCAUCCUGAGGUCUCCAUGAGCACCAUUUCCGAAGUGCUUGGGAGGCGGGUGCAGCUGAAAGGGCUAAUUGGAAAGAGAGCCAUGAAGUGCCCAUACUGUGAUUUUUAUUUCAUGAAGAACGGCUCAGACCUUCAGCGUCACAUCUGGGCUCAUGAGGGCGUGAAGCCCUUCAAGUGUUCUCUGUGCGAGUAUGCAACUCGUAGCAAGAGUAACCUCAAGGCUCAUAUGAAUCGUCAUAGCACUGAGAAGACUCACCUGUGUGACAUGUGUGGCAAGAAAUUCAAAUCAAAGGGGACGCUGAAGAGUCACAAGCUCCUUCACACGGCUGACGGAAAGCAGUUCAAGUGCACAGUGUGUGACUACACAGCGGCCCAGAAGCCACAGUUGCUGCGGCACAUGGAACAGCAUGCCUCCUUCAAGCCCUUCCGCUGCGCUCACUGCCAUUACUCCUGCAACAUCUCGGGGUCCCUGAAGAGGCACUACAACCGGAAACACCCCAGCGAGGAGUACGCCAAUGUGGGCAGCGUGGAGCUGGCAGCUGAAGCGCUCAUCCAGCAAGGUGGUUUGAAGUGUCCUGUCUGCAGCUUUGUGUAUGGCACCAAAUGGGAGUUCAACAGACACUUGAAGAACAAGCAUGGCUUGAAGGUGGUGGAAAUUGAUGGAGACCCCAAGUGGGAGCCAGCAGCAGAAACUCCUGAGGAGCCUUCGACGCAGUAUCUUCACAUCACAGAGGCUGAAGAAGACGUUCAGGGAACGCAGGCAGCUGUGGCUGCCCUCCAGGACCUGCGAUACACCUCUGAGAGCGGUGACCGCCUCGACCCCACGGCUGUGAACAUACUACAGCAGAUCAUCGAGCUGGGCACCGAGACUCAUGAUGCCACGGCUGUAGCCUCAGUCGUUGCCAUGGCACCUGGGACAGUGACUGUGGUAAAGCAGGUCACUGAAGAGGAGCCCAGCUCCAACCACACAGUCAUGAUCCAGGAGACCCUCCAGCAAGCCUCUGUGGAGCUGGCCGAGCAGCACCACCUGGUGGUGUCCUCUGAUGACGUGGAGGGCAUCGAGACGGUGACUGUGUACACACAGGGCGGAGAGGCCUCAGAGUUCAUUGUUUAUGUGCAGGAGGCCAUGCAGCCCAUGGAGGAGCAAGCAGGGGAGCAGCCAGCUCAGGAGCUCUAGAGGACAUCAGCCUCUCAAAUGCACAGGACAGGCUGCUGGGCACCCAGGGUGGAGACUACCCAGCCACCUGGCUGGUGCAGUAGCACUGUCCUCUGUUCUUCCAGCCCAGAGGCCCAGGUGGGCUCUCCUCACUGUUUGGGUGGUCAAGACGACUGCAUCACCAGCAAUACAGGAUCUGGGACCCCAGCACAGACUCGCCCCACCCCCCAUCACCUGCUUCGGAAGGACCUUUGUAUCACCUGUUCUGCUCCAUGUUACCCCUUGCUUCCAGGUCCAAACUGAGACUCUGUCCCAUCAGUGUCUUCUCUGAAUCACACUCCUAGUCCCUGGUCACACCUCCUGCUCCUCCCUGUCUGGGCCCACUGUGCAGUCUGGUGAAUGGGAGACAGCCACCACACAGCAAGUGACCUUAUGGCUCAUGUGUGGCGCUGGAUACAGCAGGUGGGAUUGUCCCAGCUCUUUCCCCAGGGCCCCACCCUCCUCGAAUACAGGGGUGGGUACUUGGGAUCGAGUGAGGUAACCAACUUUCCCCCAUCACAAGGUUCCAGCUUGCCAUUUUAGAAUCCUUUUGUUUUUAAGAAAAAUGCACUUUUACCCUUUGUCCCCUGUUCUGAGAGUUGAGGGCAGAAUAAAAGUGUCU
This is a messenger RNA of Fukomys damarensis (Damara mole-rat), 4636 nucleotides long. RefSeq names its product zinc finger and AT-hook domain containing (gene Zfat). The record is from RefSeq and is a predicted model, not a curated record. Gene Ontology annotation, molecular function: RNA polymerase II cis-regulatory region sequence-specific DNA binding; DNA-binding transcription factor activity, RNA polymerase II-specific. NCBI's taxonomy places the organism in Eukaryota, Metazoa, Chordata, Mammalia, Rodentia, Bathyergidae. The coding region runs from base 304 to 3996 and encodes 1230 amino acids. The transcript has 16 exons. Gene Ontology annotation, biological process: regulation of DNA-templated transcription.